AUGUCUGAACUGUAUAAUGAUCCAUUGCCAUCAAGUGAUGUCCCUACACCUGUCUUUAAUUCUGCAGAAGCGAAUGUUGAUACAUCUGGUAAGACUUCUGUUACUUUAGGUCUUAAUGUUGAAAAUCCUGCUGAAACCCUAGGUUUAAAGGAUCCUGUUGUGUCUGAAAAAUUGGGGAAAACUGCUCCUAAACCUCCUACUGCUGUUAAUACUGAUAUUGGUGCUUCCACUGAGACCAAUGAGGCUGUUGCUACUGAGUCUCUCAAGAAAACUACUCCUGAGACUCAUGUUGCGCCUAGUGUUGCAACACCUGGCGCUGUGCCAAAUGUUGUGCCAGAUGUUACCACAUCUUUGGCACAGGAAAAUAUUGAGGAUCAUUCUGAGUCUGAUGAGAGUCCUCAACCUAAGUCUGCUGAUAAAGAAACCGUUCCUAAUAAGGUUGUAGAUGAAAAUCCUGAGGUUGUAAUUGUUAAUGAAACAACUGUGAGUGAAAAGCUUGUCAAAGAAUUUUUGAUAAAUGUGGCUGACAACUGUAAUGAUCCUGCAAGUCCUGAAUACAGGCAGGUAUUUGUUCGUGGUAAAUGUGUUAAGUUCUCACCAACUAUAAUCAACCAAUAUUUGCAAAGGGAUUCUGAUGAAGUGACUCCUCUAAAAGUCACAGACAAUGAGGUCUGCAAGGUCCUCACUGGUGGAAGAAUCAAGGUUUGGCCAAGCAAGGCUAAUUUCUCUUUGCAUACUUUAUUUGAUUCUAAACUUGCUUUUGAUAACAUGGCUGAACAAAGAACACUAAGGCAGCUUGCUGCUCCUGAUGUCAAUUACAAUGGUCUAUGCAUCCAAUAUACUGACGUUGAUAUUCCUUUUGAAUUGAAAUCUGGUUUGAUACACUUGUUGCCCAAGUUUCAUGGUCUUGCAGGUGAGGAUCCGCAUAAGCAUUUGAAGGAAUUUCAAGUUGUUUGUUCUACACCAUUGAGGCCUGAAGGUAUAACAGAAGAUCACAUCAAGCUCAGAGCUUUUCCAUUCUCGCUCCAGGGUGCUGCCAAAGAUUGGCUGUACUAUCUUGAGCCGAAUUCUAUCACAACUUGGAAUGAUUUGAAGAAGGUCUUUCUAGAGAGAUACUUUCCCGCUUCUAGAGUUGCGUCAAUCAGAAAAGAAAUAUGCGGCAUUAGGCAGGGAAACGAAUCAUUGGCAGAAUACUGGGAAAGAUUCAAGCAGCUAGUUUCUAGUUGUCCUCAACACCAGAUCACCGAGCAAUUACUCAUCCAGUAUUUCUAUGAGGGGUUGCUACCAAUGGAUAGAAACAUUUUGGAUGCUGCUAGUGGUGGAGCACUUGUUGAUAAAACUCCAGCUGCUGCAAAGGCCUUGAUCGAGAACAUGUCACUCAACUCGCAACAGUUUACAACUAGAAAUAAUUCUGCAAGUGUGAAUGAGGUUCAGUCUUCCUCUCCUUCCAUCAAGGCGCUCGAAACCAAGUUUGAUGCUAGAAUUGAUGAACUUACUUCCUUGGUGAAACAGUUGGCAGUUAAUAGACCUCAAAUAGCUAAAGUGUGCGGCAUUUGUACUUCUACUGAACAUCCAACCGACACAUGUCCUAUUCUGCAGGAUGAAACAAUAACUGAGCUACCUCAAGCAUAUGCAGCAGCAGCAGCCCUUUACAAUCAGAACAGGUACAACAAUCCUGACCUCUCCACCAACCAGUAUCAUCCUAGUUGGAGGAAUCAUCAAAACCUCAGAUACGAUGUUAGCAUUCAGAACUUGACAACUCAGAUGGGGCACAUGACAACACAGAUGGGACAAAUGGCUAAUGCAAUAGGCCAAUUACAAGCUCAGGGCUCUGGUAACCUUCCUGCACAAACAGUGCCGAAUCCGAAUGUGAAUGUGAGUGCAAUUACUUUGCGAUCUGGAAGAGUGUCAGAACCAGCACCAGAGAAAAAGAAGAAGAAAACCGUUGCAUCAUCAUCUGCUCCUGAACCUCCUUCUGUUACAACUGAGACCGAACCCGAAAAAGAAAGAGUAUAUGUGCCACCAAUUCCUUUUCCUCAAAGGGUGCAGAAAAAUAUCAAGAAGACAGUUGAGGAAGACAAGGAGAUUUUAGAUGUAUUCAGAAAAUGUGCGGUUAACAUUCCUCUCCUUGAUGCAAUUAAACAGAUUCCUAAAUAUGCAAAAUUCCUGAAAGACUUGUGCACACACAAGAGGAAGUUGAAGGGAAAUGAGAGAGUCAGGUUGGGACGAAAUGUUUCUGCUUUCAUUCAGCCCAAAACUGGUUCCUCAGCUAAUGUCUCAGUUCUCAGUCAAACCAUGCCAGAAAAGUGUGAUGAUCCAGGAGUUUUUGCUAUUCCCUGUUCCAUUGGGGAUCACAAGUUUGAAAAUUGUAUGCUUGAUCUGGGAGCAGGUAUUAAUGUUAUGCCUAGUUCUAUUUAUAAUAACCUUGAUCUUGGUCCUUUGCAGCCUACAGGUUUAAUCGUACAAUUAGCAAACAGGAGCAAUGCCCGCCCUGCUGGGAAGGUAGAAGAUGUCCUGGUGCAAGUUAAUGACUUGAUUCUUCCUGCAGAUUUCUACAUUCUAGACAUGGAGGGAGAAACUAAUUCCAGCAGGGCACCCAUCAUUCUAGGCCGACCAUUCAUGAGAACGGCAAGAACAAAAGUUGAUGUUUAUGAUGGAACCAUGUCCAUGGAGUUUGGCGACAUUGUCGCUAAGUUUAACAUUUUUGAUGCCAUGAAACAUCCCGUGGAAGAACAUUCUAUUUUUUAUAUGGAUUUAGUUACUAACACUAACCUUUGCUCUAUUUGUGCUAAGAUUGAAUCUGAUUUGCAGGAUAAUAACAUUCAUACAGGUGAAGUUGUUGUCAAUGAGGCAGUCUGUACGGUUAAAGUUCUUGACAUUCCGGCUGCCCCAACCAAACACUCCCAUGAUAAAGAAAAGACUACGCACUUCCAUGAUAAGAUGAUUUCCAAAAAGAAAUUUUCUGUUGGCCAAAAAGUCUUGCUGUUUAAGUCUCGCCUGAAAGAUAUGGUUGGUAAGUUUCGAUCCAAGUGGAUUGGCCCCUUUGUCGUGACUAAUGUUUUUCCUUCUGGUGCUAUAGAAAUUAAAAGUACAGGUACUGGCAAGGAAAAGAAUGACAGCUUAGCAUCUAGAAUGGUAGUUUCAGAGAGGGAUCUUGACAUUACUUUGGUUGAUGUUGCGUUAAAAACACACCUAGAGCAAGUGUACUCUAGCGCAGAAGUAGUAUAA
Trifolium pratense (red clover) is the source of this 3228-nucleotide messenger RNA. RefSeq lists its product as uncharacterized. The transcript is spliced from 5 exons. The coding region runs from base 1 to 3228 and encodes 1075 amino acids. The record is from RefSeq and is a predicted model, not a curated record. Lineage: Eukaryota; Viridiplantae; Streptophyta; Magnoliopsida; Fabales; Fabaceae.